AUGGCCAAACUCUCGGGGCUUUUCAAAAAAAACGAGCCCGAACGGGAGGCUGUUCCAAUGGCGGCCGGGGUUUCAAACUUAUCUUCAGAGGACGCAUAUAGCCUUUACUAUGGAGAUGGUGCGGAUCUACGCUCGGUUUAUACAUCCGGUCAGGACACUACGUAUACGCGGGGUGGAGUCAGCAGUAUUGGUGGGUCCAGCGAUAUUCGGGAUUUCCGGCCAACAGGUGUACUUGGGACAAUUUACACGACAUAUGGCGAGCUACAGCCGUCGUCAGAUUUGACGGUAGUUCACGACUCUUUGGUGAAGGCAGACUUGGGAGACGAACGCGACGCGGCAAGGUAUACGCGACAAUUACGGGACCAAGCGCGUAACCGGAACCGGCUGAGGCCGCUGGCGCAGCAGCGCGCCAACGAUAAGCUGCUACGACAGAUUGAUGAGAAAAUCGGUGAGGCGGAGUACGAGGCACAGGUGUUUGAGCAGAAGCGAGAGUGGGCGGCGGAGGCUGCGCGAGGCAAUGGUAAUUACGUUGAGCUGAAGCUUCCUCAGGAGGCAGCUUUGGCAGGCAGUGGUGGGAACAACAAAGGUCCUCAGAAGUACUUUUCGAUAUACGAUCAAAAUCUUCGAGUGAUUCAGAAGCAGAAUCAGAUCAGACAACAGGAGGAGGAGGAUAGGAAAAAAAUGCGAUGGAAAGUGGGCGAAAUGCCCAAUGGCGAUAUCAUGGCUGUGACUGCACAGGGUGUCCCCAUGGAAAAAUUGCAACGGGCCCAAGCAGAGGCAUGGGAGCGCGAGAGAGCUGCCUGGGAGCGUGCAGAGCAGCAGCGAUUGGCUCAGGAACGAAUGGAGCAGGAGCGACAGGAGCAGGAGCGACAGGUCCAAGAACAACUUGAGCAAGAACGACUGGAGCAGGAAACUUACGUUUCGGCACCAUAUUUCGCGCAAGAACCAACCGGGUCAACAUCUUCACUGGACUCUUCAACGGCAAUUUAUAGUAAUAACGCCAGCGCGUCUAGUUUAAGUUCAGGGUACGGAACGGCCGCAUCAGCUGGUGGAUACCCGAGCAGUGGUCCUGCAAACAUGUCGUCCAUGCCUUCGCUAAGCUCUUCGGAAUACUACCAUCAGCAUACAGCAUCAGCAGCAUCAGCAGCAGCAGCAGCAGCUUCCGGCAGCAAUUUGGCGAGCUUUUCAAGUGCGGCUGCGUCGGAAUCUCCUCGUUCGGUUCAGUCGGCCGGUGUUUCCGAGUCUCCGCGGUCGGUGCAAUCAGCAUCGUCGUCGUCCAAAGGCUGGUUCUCUUCAACCUCGGCUAAUUCGAGCUCUAUCAGCUUGCACACAGCACACACGUCGGCACAUGAGGUCACGGUUCCAACACAAACAUACCAACAGCCCACUCUUGCGAGUCUUGUUGCGCUUGAUCAGCCUGAUGACAAUUCCUCGGUCCAAGACUUUACGGCACUUCCGUUGCCCAAUCCUGCAUAUGCGGUCAGCGAACGACCAAAGUCCAAGAACAAGUCCCGGUCACGGUCUAGUUCCAAAACAAGAAGAUCCAGAUCUGGCUCACAUUCGAGGUCCAGGUCGAGGUCCAGGUCGAGGUCUCGGACGCGGCCCCAAUCGGAAUCGUCCAUCAUGGACUCUCCACAUACGGGCGUUCAUCGGCGGUACGUUUCUUCGGCGUCAUCAACGUUUUACCCAGCUAGCAUGUACCGGGAGGUUGACGGUAUGGACAGCGUUUUACCUGAAGGUGAGUCGUUUGACGGCGGGGCAGUUGAGUAUGAGAAUUCCACUGUAAGACCCGGGUCUCUUUUGACUGAGUCGAUUGCUACUGAGUCUAAUGGAACCGAGUCAGCUAUCUCCGAGUCAAUUGGUUCCAUGCAAGUAGUCCAGCCUAGUUUUGAUCAGGCGGUUGUUGCGACGACCCCCCUGAGCGGUUCAGCCGCGCGUGACGAGGUAGUGACGAAUUUGGAGGCCCAAGCAAUCGCGUUUUCACCCACCAACACAACCACCAAACCUGGCAACUUAAACCAGCCAGACUGUGACCUGAACACAAGCAAACAGUACCAAGACGAACCCGAGACGGGACAUACUAGCAUUCCAAGUUCGAGAAGUUCCGGUAAGAUGAGUGCCAACGAGACCUCACACUUUUCGGCCAAGGCUAUCAUAGACCGAUACAAUAAAAUCAACUCCAACAAACAUAAAAAACCCAAGGCCGAAGCAGCUGCAGCCCCCCUACCACCAACCCAGUCUGCAGUAAACGCGAUUGCAACUCCGGGGCCCACUGCGACCAAGGGAGGUGUUUCUGAAGCAGCCCCGGCGACUGCAGCAGCUCCGAAUCAUAAUCACAAUAACGGGUAUCCGUUCAAAAAACCUCUCACGUCGUUUGGCAAGGUACUUGUAGCACCGGUCAACCUUUUAGUCAAUGGCACCACGUCGACACAUCCACCCCCUAGUAAUAUCCGUGUGGUGGACUCGCGAGUCCCUCAGCCGACUCCUCAGCAAAUGGCAAUGGCCGGACCACAUCCCAAUAACCCGAAUCACUAUGUACAACCCCCACAAUACAAUUUUUCUGCAGUACGGCCGCAAUUUCUCAAAACGCAGUAUCCUGAUGGGACCGGCAACUAUAUGGAGAUCCCUAUUGUGCUGAUGGACUAUACAGAUGAAGAUAAGUUUAUUAAAAACUCGAAGAAGUCGCAGCAUUCUGUGCCGGUCGUGUCUACGCCUGUACAGCAGAUUAAAGGCCCGGAGCACUAUCAGCCAGCAACCCCAGCAUCAGCAGCAGCAAUAGCAAAAAAUACCACGGUGGUAGGGUCAUAUACAGCAUUACCAGCAGCAGCAGCAGUAGCAUCAGCAGCAACAGUAGCACCUCAAGCAGUGGUUUCUAUGCCGGUUGCAGCCAAACCUAAAAAGGUAGCUUUGCAUGCUCGUAAAGGUGUACGCGUUGUGGCCCCUGACGCGUCGUCCUUGUCACACUCCCAUAUGGGCCAUCACCCGAAUGCAGAAUCAGAAGUUCUUGAGUACGCACCAAUGAUGCCCGGGUCAUCUUCGUCGCGGCGCCGCGCGCGGGCACCUACUGAAAAGUCCAUGUCGCUGUACUCGCGGCGCGGUGAGCUAGUAGUGGAUGUUCCUUACUCGAGUGUCCGCAAUGGUAUGUUAUCGGACCCCGUGGGUGUACCUGUGAUCAAGGGAGACCGCGUGCCAGAACCGCCUAUUUACGCUCCGCCGGCCAAGCCUCCCAAGGAACCACUAGAAAGAUCGCCAAAGAAGGGGAAACCCAUGAGUAGUAGUCAUCCAGAGGCCAAAAGAGAGGCUGUCCAAGCGGAAGAAGAUACAAGCCGGUUGCUUUACAAUUCGUGGCUCUCGACGCGUGCUGCUAUUGAAGGAUGGGCCACGGAAACUGUGGGUGGAAUAACGGCAACACUAAGACCCACGCUACCGCCGAGCCAGGUGUUGACGGCCAAACAGGCUGCAGAGAUGUCUGCAGCGCGGUACAUGCGGGCGAACCCUGAUUUACGGGCAAUUGAGACGGCAGCUAAUGGGCACACCAUGGCGAGUCCGCAAUCGGUAUAUUCAUCGUCCAUGUCUUCUGGGUCAUACUCUUCAAGAUCAGAAUCAGUUUCUUCAUCGCUGGUGCGCAGCUCGAUUUUAGAAUCAUCACCACGGUCUGGACACUCGCACACAACAGGUGUAUCGCAACCAUCAACUCACACGGCCACAGCAACGGCCACGGCAGCGGCACGGUCCACAUCUACGUUCCCAGGGACCCCAGCAAGUUCACAGAUUAAGGUAAGGAUUCCAAUUGCCAAUGUGCCAUUGCGAGACAUUGAACCUACGUUGUAUACAGGACAAGGUGAUGUAGAUAUGGAGAUGGUAGACCGGUCGCGGAUCGGGUCGCCGGUACCUGGAUUUGGUGGGCCUGGGGGAACGUAUGGACCUGAGCCACGCACACCUGGGGCACCGUCUCAAGGGUUGUUAGAAGCUGCAGCUCUUAAAGCACACCGGUCACCUGCAUUUUCUAAGCUUAAACAGAUUUUUGGAGGCAAAACUCCAGAGACAAACAACAAUAAGAUAGGAGGAACAGUUGGGAACACGCCUCGAGGUGUACCGCGGGUAGUAACAGCAGCCACGACGCCUGCCAUGUCGAGUCGCACGCAGCAUGCGUCGACCAAGCACGGGUCAGUGUAUGGGUUUGGGGUUGAUACAAAAGCCAGUGGUGAGGUAGUUACGGAUCGACAGUUACCACCAGCGCUUGCUGCUAGUGGUCCUUUACUUCGUGGGGUAUUUGCAGCGAUUCGGCGGGUUGCACAACUUAGUGUUAUUUUAAGGCCGAUUGAUAAUGUGGCAGAUACGGUACCGAUGUUAUAUCCGACUGUGAUUAUAUUGGAAGUAUUGGCACUAUUGUGGUUAUUGCAUCAGGUUUCAAUGAUUUUGGAGGUUAUUUUGGCUGUCACACGGACUAUUUCUGCACCGGUUGCUGGGCUCUCGCACAUUUUGACUGCUGGGUUGGGUGGAGCAGCCAAAGCAUCAGUAGAGGAGAUUGUAGAGGGAGCAGGAGGGCGUCAUCAUGUGCUUUAA
Molecule: messenger RNA, 4566 nt
Organism: Magnusiomyces paraingens
Lineage: Eukaryota; Fungi; Ascomycota; Dipodascomycetes; Dipodascales; Dipodascaceae
Exons: 1
Coding region: 1-4566 (1521 amino acids)
Source: RefSeq, a predicted model, not a curated record